CAUGACUAUUGAGUAUAUCAAUCAAUGCAUGACAACAACAACCACGUUUUUAAUCAACCAUUUUUUGUUUCAGGUUUCAACCACCAAACGCUUUAGACUAGACCAGAACAUUCGAGUUUGACAACGAAAAGAAAAUUUUGAUUCUGGAUCUGGAAUUUAAAAAUCAUUACUAAAUUGUUACAUCAUCAAUCGUAUAUAUGGACACCUAUAAACAAACAAUAAUGGUGUUGAUUGAUUGAUUAAAUUUUUUUUUUUUUUGGAUAUUUUUGAUCACUUUUCACAUUCACAACCACAUAUCAACCAAAAAAAAAAAAAACCAUCAUAUCAAGAUGUCAUCAUCAACAGCGACAACAAUAAUAUUCAUAUCGAUUCUAUUCUUGUUAUUCGAAUCGAUAUCGACAUCUAUUUCAACAGUGAAUGUCGGUAUGAUAUCGGCAGCAUCAUCAACAGCUGUUUUAUCAUCAUCAUCAUCAUCAUCCGCAGCAGGAUCCAAUUCACCAGGAUCAAUCAUUGAUAAUGGUGAACAACGUUGUGAAAUAACCAUACCAAUGUGUAUGGAUAUUGGUUAUAAUUAUACAUCGAUGCCAAAUCUACUUGAAAUGGAAACACAAGAAGAAGCAGGAUUGGAAGUGCACCAAUUCUGGCCACUGGUCGAGAUCAAUUGUUCGGAUGAUUUAAAAUUCUUUCUAUGUUCAAUGUAUGCACCUAUUUGUAUUGAAGAAUAUCCUGGCCAUAUACCAUCAUGUAAAUCGGUCUGUGAACGUGCGGUAAAAAAAGGAUGUAAACCAAUCAUGAUACAAUAUGGUUUUCCAUGGCCAGAUAAAAUGAAUUGUUCUGAAUUACCAGUUUAUGGUGAUGGUCAUCAAAUUUGUAUGGAUCCUAAAAAAGGUGCUGGUAUUGAAAUGGAUAAUCAACAUAUGAAUAAUAAUAAUGGCAAUUCACCAUUAUCCAAUAAUAAUAAUGAAAAUAAUAAAGCUCAUAAUCAUAAUCAUCAACAGCCAUCGAACAACAAAGCUAAAUCAAGAAAUAAUUCAGGCAAUAAUAAUAAUGGAAAUAAAAAUCAUCAUCAACAACAACAACCACCACCACCACCACCACCGUCAACACAUUAUCCUCCAUCACCUGCACCAAUGGAUAAUAACAAUAAUGUCAUGAUAUUUGAUACUUAUGAUGAUAAUAAUGGUGAUAAUAAUAAAUUAUCAUCAUUAAAUCGUGAAAUGAAAACAUCGAUUAAUAGUGAAUUAUCAAAUAAUAAUUGUCGAUGUGAUUGUCGUAUGCCAUAUUUUAUACGUUUAAAAGGUAGCCAAACAUUUGAUGAUGGAACAUAUAUUAAUAAUGGCGGUAAUGAACAUCCACAUCAUCCACAUCAUAAUCAUUAUCAUUCAUAUCAACAACAACAACAAUCGAUACAUCAUUUUAAUUAUUCAAAAAUUGAAACAGCAUCUGGAUUGGCACCAAUGUGUGCAUUAUCCUGUAAAGGUGCAUAUCAUUUUAAUGAAAAUGAACAAGAAACGGCAUUCUUUUGGAUCGGUAUUACAGCUGCUAUUUGUGCCAUUACUUGUUUGUUGACUGUAUUCACAUCGUUAACCGAUACUGAACGUUUUCGUUAUCCAGAACGUGCCAUCAUUUUUCUUGCUGCUUGUUAUAUUUUUAUUGCCGGUGGUUAUUUAUUACGUAUUCGUUUGGGUCAUAAUGCUAUCGCUUGUGAUGGACCAUUCAUUCGUUAUCAACGUACCGGACCAACACCAGCAUCAUGUAUAUUGAGUUUUAUAUUGCUAUAUUUUUUCGGUAUGGCAUCAGCAUAUUGGUGGCUUAUAUUGACAUUAACCUGGUUUUUGGCUGCCGGUCUUAAAUGGAGUAGUGAAGCAAUCACUAGUUAUGCUCAAUAUUUUCAUCUUCUAGCAUGGUUACUACCAACAGCUCAAUCAGUGACAAUAUUAUGUUUAGGUUCUAUUGAUGGUGAUCCAUUUAUGGGCGUUUGUACCGUCGGUAAUCAAAGUCGAGCCAAUCUAUUAAUAUUUGUCAUUACACCAUUAUGUGUAUGCAUUGCUAUUGGCAUACUAUUCUUAUUUACCGGUUUUGUUGCAUUAUUUCGAAUUCGACGUGCAAUUCGUCAAACACAGCAUACAAUUCGUGUUAAAACAGAUAAAUUGGAAAAACUUAUGAUUCGUAUUGGUUUAUCAUCAUUUUUAUAUAUCGUACCUGAAGUUGUAGUUGUAGCCUGCCACAUUUAUGAAUACAUUUAUCGACCAUUAUGGGAAAAAUCGAUCACUUGUUUAUGUACUAGUAGUAGUAGUAAUAAUAAUGAUAACCAAAAUGAUAAUCAAUAUACACCACAAUUCAGUAUCAUUAUAUUGAAAUAUAUAAUGAGUCUAAUCAUUGGUAUUACAUCAAGUUUUUGGAUAUGGUCUGGUAAAACGUUGGAAUCAUGGAUGCGAAUUUAUUCAAAAAUUGUUUGUUGUUCAGGACCAUUUGGUUCACCAAAUUCAUCACGUUCUUCUGGCGCUAGUCAAUUAUUACCAAAUAUGGGUAACUAUUAUGGCCGAGGUAUAACCGGAUUAUCAGCCAUAAAUGGUGUUGGUGGAUCAUCAUUGCCAAUGAAAACACAAACAGUAAAUCUUGGACCAACAACAACAACAACAACUACGAUUAGUCAACCGACAACACCACAUCAUCAUCAUCAUCAUCUUCAUAAUCAUCAUAAUCAAUUACAUCAACAUGUCCAUCAACAACAUGAUAUGCAAUCUAGACAAGCAUCGUUAAUAUUAGCACCAAGACCACCAUCGAUUCCACCACCUUUGCCACCACCACCACCAUCAUUGAUGGCUGCCAUGGCCAAUAAUGGUCAUCAUAAACAUCAUCAUGGUGGUGGUGGUGGCGGCGGCGGCGGUAGUGGAUCAUUAACCGGUUCACAAUUUACACAUAUGAUUGGUUCAAUCAAUGGUACAACCAAUUCCAAUAGUAAACAUCCAUUAUCACAUGUUUAAGAUGAUGAGCCAAACAUUUUAAAAUACAAACAACACAUAUCCUCUCAACAUACUCAGAUCAUCAUUAUUUAAAAUUGAAAUUCAUUUGUAAAUAUCAAAAACAAAUUUGUACAAAUUCAGGAAUAUUCUUUCCUACAUAUAUACAUAAAACAGGUAAACAAACAAACAAAUGGAAUGUGAUUCACAUCAACUCUCGCAAAACAAACAAACAAACAAACAAAGAUAACACCAAAAUGACAUUGAUUAUACAAUUUCAAUCAAAGCCACAUGAACAGGGUAAUAAUUUCUUAAAACAAACAAAUGGAAAAAAAUUGACCAAAAAAAAAAUCAGUCAAAUUUUUAAUUUUCUUUUUCUCGUUUGUUCGU
This is a messenger RNA of Dermatophagoides farinae (American house dust mite), 3353 nucleotides long. The record is from RefSeq and is a predicted model, not a curated record. Lineage: Eukaryota; Metazoa; Arthropoda; Arachnida; Sarcoptiformes; Pyroglyphidae.